CGUGAUCAGGCUAAAUCUGGAUCUAAAUGCUUUAACCAAAGGUUAUUGAGAAGCUCUAGUAUCUUUGGCUUUAACUACUAAUAUAAUUCCACAUCAAAGCUAUGGGACAUUAAAUGAAGAUCUCUUCUAACUCCAAGGCUACAUAAAACAUCCUGCAUCACUAUUGCAACAGAUGUCUUUGAGCAAGGUUUCCUCUUGGAACAGCAUCACUGAAAAAGAGAUUAUCUGAUCAGCAUCAUCACAUUCUGUUUACGCAUUGCCCAUCCUAAAAUAACACAAUUACUGUAUCUGUGGAAUUACAAACAUUUUGGGCCACUCGGCACUUUCACAGAUGAAGCAUUCAAUGAACAGGUUUCAAUGUCACCAAGCUUGGGUUCAGAUGGAAGUCACAUGACCAGCUCGGCACCGAGCAUGCCCGAACUAGCUCAGAGUGGAGCUUAAUACAAGAGCUGGGAGAACACGGAGCUUGAGAUUCAUCCCUGUCCGCCUGCCUCUUGCUUCUGCCUCCUUGCUCCUGUCUCUCUGGUGGCCACGGUGCUGCAAGCCAGCACACCAACCGGCAUAGAACAAAAUCCGCAUCGUUCACAGAAUUUGAGAAAAGUUUGGCCAUUGUAACGGAGGCAACAGAGUGCUGGCGAUCGUUUGGAAGGUCUCUCCUUCUCCCGUCGUAACCCAUCUCCAGCAUGGAGGGCUGGCAUCUAGUCCUAGUGCAGGCACGACUCUGAAUUGCACAAAUGGCUGGGAACAGUUCAGAGCGAGGAGCAGCAUGUCUCACGAGGCUUUCCCCGAUUGUCUGGCGCUUCCCACACUCCAGCCUAAAAGGAUGGUCAGGAGGCAAGCAAAGCUGCCAACAGGACAUCAAAGGUCAGUACUGGACUGAUGAGGAUUCUGAUGGGGAUAAUGAUUCCGAUGAGUUUCUGUAUGGUGUGCAGGGGAGCUGUGCGGCUGAUCUAUACCGACACCCACAGCUCGAUGCAGACAUUGAGGCGGUGAAGGAAAUUUAUGGAGAGAAUUCUGUCUCUGUCAGAGAAUAUGGAACGAUUGAUGAUGUGGAUGUGGACCUCCACAUUAACAUGAGCUUUCUUGAUGAAGAGAUUGCAACGGCUUGGAAGGUAGUGAGAAUAGAGCCCAUUAUACUCAGACUGCGAUUCUCUCUGUCCCAGUACCUAGAUGGACCUGAGCCAUCGGUAGAUGUUUUCCAGCCAUCCAACAAGGAAGGAUUUGGUCUGGGAUUACAACUAAAGAAAAUUGUGGGAAUGUUUACAUCUCAGCAGUGGAAGCACCUCAACAAUGACUUCCUGAAGCACCAGCAGGAGAAGAGGCAGAGUUGGUUCAAACCCAGCGGCGCGGUGAAGAAAUUCCGAUCAGGCCUCAGCAUCUUCUCUCCCAUCCCAAAAUCUCCAAGCUUUCCUCUCAUACAGGAUUCUGUACUAAAGAGUAAACUUGGGGUUCCCGAUCUCCGGGUCAAUCGUAUUAUUAACCGUUCCAUCUCUUGCACUAUGAAGACCCCCAAGCCUGAGCUCUUUGGAUACCCCUCUGCAAAUCAAACUGGGAGUCAUUGUAAGAACAUUCCAACGUUAGAGUAUGGCUUUCUCGUACAGACUAUAAAGUAUGCAGAGCAAAGGAUCCCCACUUUGAACGAAUACUGCGUUGUAUGUGAUGAACAACAUGUCUUUCAGAAUGGCUCAAUGCUGAAGCCUGCUGUGUGCACACGGGAACUCUGUGUUUUCUCAUUCUACACACUGGGAGUGAUGUCUGGAGCAGCGGAAGAGGUGGCCACAGGAGCAGAGGUGGUGGACCUGCUGGUGGCCAUGUGUCGAGCUGCUCUGGAGUCCCCGAGAAAAAGCAUCAUCUUUGAGCCUUACCCUUCUGUCGUGGACCCCAGUGAUCCCAAGACCCUCGCGUUCAAUCCCAAGAAGAAGAACUACGAGCGACUGCAAAAAGCCUUGGAUAGUGUAAUGUCGAUUAGAGAAAUGACACAGGGAUCGUACCUGGAAAUUAAAAAGCAAAUGGACAAGCUGGAUUCUUUGGCUCACCCAUUGUUGCAAUGGAUAAUCUCAAGCAACAGAUCCCAUAUUGUGAAGCUGCCGCUCAGCAGACAGUUAAAAUUCAUGCACACAUCACAUCAGUUUCUCCUGCUGAGCAGCCCGCCCGCCAAGGAGGCUCGCUUCCGCACAGCCAAGAAACUCUACGGAAGCACCUUCGCCUUUCACGGCUCACAUAUUGAGAACUGGCAUUCGAUUCUGAGGAAUGGCCUGGUCAACGCAUCUUACACUAAAUUACAACUGCACGGUGCAGCCUAUGGCAAAGGCAUCUAUCUCAGCCCCAUCUCCAGCAUUUCAUUCGGUUACUCAGGAAUGGGCAAAGGGCAACAUCGCAUGCCGUCCAAGGACGAGUUGGUACUUCGCUACAACAGGAUGAACACGAUUCCCCAGACAAGACCCAUUCAAUCCAGAUUCUUACAGAGUCGAAACUUGAAUUGUAUAGCACUUUGUGAAGUUAUAACUUCAAAAGACCUCCAGAAACACGGGAACAUUUGGGUCUGCCCUGUCUCGGACCACGUCUGCACUCGUUUCUUUUUUGUGUAUGAAGACGGACAAGUUGGUGAUGCCAACAUCAAUACUCAGGACCCCAAAAUCCAGAAGGAGAUUAUGCGUGUCAUUGGCACUCAGGUUUAAACCAGCCAAACUUUGCAGAGUACCGACAGAACGAUCUAAAAGAUGCCCUCCACAGAUCUGAGACCCACCUCAAUCAUUUCCCAACCUUCCUUCCCUGGGCUUUCGCAAGAAUUCUUUAUAAAUAUUUUCAGCAGGAAAGGUUUUUAAAGCCAGAACAAAAGAGAAAUCAAACAUCGUUUAUCUCAAACCAUGCAUCAGUGCUGUAAUGGUGUUAUGAUACAUGUAUAUAUAUUUAAAUAUAUAUAUAUAGAAUGUGCUUUUUUGUAUGACUGUAUUGUGUAUGUUUGACAAGAAAAUGUCAUCAGUUUCAUUAAAUUAUAUGUAUGAAAAAUAAAUAUUUUGCACAAUUA
This is a messenger RNA of Amblyraja radiata (thorny skate), 3028 nucleotides long. Its product is annotated as protein mono-ADP-ribosyltransferase PARP6. The transcript has 27 exons. Gene Ontology annotation, molecular function: NAD+ poly-ADP-ribosyltransferase activity. NCBI's taxonomy places the organism in Eukaryota, Metazoa, Chordata, Chondrichthyes, Rajiformes, Rajidae. The record is from RefSeq and is a predicted model, not a curated record. Bases 735 to 2678 code for a protein of 647 amino acids.